AUGGAGUCCCAAAACUCUGUUCUAGUAUUGACGGUGGCAGAUGUAAAACAAUCAUUAUGGAUGUGGGGUGGUACUAUUUUACUGUGUCUGUUAGCAUACUUUACCUCUCUAAGCAAGAUCCCAGGACCUUGGUACGCAAGUUUAACUCAUCUUGUCCUCCGAUACCAUAUCCUCACCGGAAAUCGCGUUCACUACAUCCAUGCCCUUCAUCAUACCUACGGUCCCGUUGUCCGCAUCUCUCCGGUCGAAGUAUCAUGCGCUUCGCUCUCCUCCUUCCUCACCAUCCAUCCUGUCUCUAAACCUUUCCUCAAAUCUACCUGGUAUCAAAGGCUUGUCCCCCCUCCUGCAGGGAUCCUCAGCAUGAUUGAUCCAAAAGAACAUGCUGCUCGCCGCAAAUUAUUUUCACAAGCUUUUAGUAAGAGCUUUUUGAAAACAAACUGGGAGCCUGAAGUUAGGAAAAAAGCUACAAUGGCGGUGGAAAAGAUUAAGAAGAAUGCUUUGAUAAAUGAGGUGGAUAUCUUGACGUACUUUACGUUCAUGGCAACUGAUGUCGUGGCACACCUGGCUUUUGGAGAAAGUUUUAAAACUUUGGAAACUGAAAAGAAAACCCAACUCGUUAUUGAUCUUCAACAUGAAAUUAAUAGGGGCACUUUACGCGCCGAGAUUCCUAAUCUAUUCGCCAUUGGAAAAUACCUACGUAUCCCCGGUCUCCAAACAGGUGAAGCAAGAAUCAGAGAAUAUGGUAUAUUAGCAGUCAAAAACGCCAAAUCACAUAGUCAGGCUAAUCCGACUAUAUUCCGAAAAGCUCUCUCCGAGUCUAAGACAGAAAAUGCGGAGGGUUCAAUGUCAGAUGAAAAUAUUCUGCAAGAAGCUGCUUUCUUUAUUGUGGUGGGCACCGAUACAACUGCUAAUUCAAUCACGUAUAUACUGUACAAUAUUUUGAAGGAUCGGAAUUUGCAGAAACAGUUAGAAGAUGAGGUAGAGACGUUGGGCGAGGACUUCGAGGCAAAGGAUGUGGAGCAGUUGGUGCUGUUAAAUGCGGUUAUUGACGAAGGAAUGCGGUUGUAUGGUGCAGCACCUGGCUCUCUACCUCGGGUCGUGCCAAAUGGAGGAGCUGUCUUGGAUGGAUAUCAAGUUCCAGGCGGCGUAACAGUUUCGACCCAAAGUUGGACCAUCCACCGCGAUCCAGAAAUCUUUCCAGAACCUGACAGUUUCCGACCUGAACGCUGGCUAGAAAACAAAUCAAACGAUAUGAAAGCAGCUUAUCAUCCUUUCGGAUCAGGAACACGCACUUGUAUAGGAAUUCAUUUGGCAAGAAUGGAAAUCUGGUUAGCUCUCGCUUUGUUCCUCAGAGAGUGUAAGGGAGCAAGAAUUGCGUCAAGUCAAUCUGAUGAUGAUAUGGUGCCUAUAAACUCCUUCGUGAUUGAGCCAAAGGGUGGAAAAUGUAUGAUUACUAUGAAGGAUGGAUACUAG
Molecule: messenger RNA, 1473 nt
Organism: Sclerotinia sclerotiorum 1980 UF-70
Lineage: Eukaryota; Fungi; Ascomycota; Leotiomycetes; Helotiales; Sclerotiniaceae
Exons: 4
Coding region: 1-1473 (490 amino acids)
Molecular function (GO): monooxygenase activity; iron ion binding; oxidoreductase activity, acting on paired donors, with incorporation or reduction of molecular oxygen
Source: RefSeq, a predicted model, not a curated record